Messenger RNA from Orycteropus afer afer, 519 nucleotides. It is a transcript of the gene MORN5, whose product is annotated as MORN repeat containing 5. The record is from RefSeq and is a predicted model, not a curated record. The transcript has 5 exons. Lineage: Eukaryota; Metazoa; Chordata; Mammalia; Tubulidentata; Orycteropodidae. The coding region runs from base 1 to 519 and encodes 172 amino acids.
AUGCAGUACACAGGGAGCGAAUAUAUCGGGGAAUAUGUACAUGGGAGGAUGGAGGGCAAAGCUGAAUACAUUCUCCCUACUGAGACAAGAUAUGUUGGGGAUAUGAAGGACGGCAUGUUUCAUGGCAAAGGGACCCUGUACUUCCCCAAUGGAAGCCAAUAUGAUGCCGUUUGGGACAAAGGAUUGGCCACAAAGGGCACCUACACCUUCUCAGACGGGCUACAGUACAAGCCUAAGAACUGGCAUUACUGCGACAGAUAUGAUCGGAAGUUCUACACCGAGAUUUGCCACGGCUUGAAGCCUGAAGGUAUCUCUCAACUCACCAAUAUGGACCCGCCCAGAAAAAUCCCCGAAGGCUGUUAUGACUGUGGAGACGGGUUCUAUAACCCGACCACGAGGAUAAUCAAGGACUACAGAAAUCGCUUCCUGCGAAAUGCAGACGAUGACGAGCAUGAGUGGAUUGUCCGGACCUGUCGAAAGAGCUCUGAUGAGAUCAUAGGUCAAGAGCCCAGGCUGUGA